Molecule: messenger RNA, 26884 nt
Organism: Pelobates cultripes (western spadefoot toad)
Lineage: Eukaryota; Metazoa; Chordata; Amphibia; Anura; Pelobatidae
Source: the annotation of a GenBank genome assembly
AUGGGAUCCGGAGCAUCAAGUAGCAGCCAGAAGACGAUAUUUUUGGAAGUGGACGGGAAAGUUCAGAAGGUAAGUGGACAAAGAAACCUACCAUCAGCUGAAAGAGAAACAUUUACACAAUACAAAGUUACAAAGUGUUUUAAAAAAAUGUCCGCGGUUUAAAGGUUUUUCCCGAAAUUGAAGAUGGUCUGGGAUUGACCAGGAACUACAAAAUGUGGACAAAUUGAUGUUAAACUCAGCUGUUUCCAGGUCAAGUAUUUUAGCCUUGAGUUUGUAAAGCCCUAGUGAGUCCCUGAUAAUUCACAGUUUAGUAAAUCACCCUCUAUUACCCCUCCAUACUGUGAUAGUAACAGACUUCACAUUCAUAUAAGAGGUCACAUUUCUCUGGUUUCAGCUCACUGAGUGAGGUUAAGAGCUCUGCCUAAUGGGAGGGAAUCUGAGAGUCCCUUAAUGCAGUGAACCGAGGGCUAGUCCAGGAGAUAAGCCAAGGGCCUACGGGGGCCAAGGGUAACAAUGGGGGGCUAGUCCAGGAGAUAAAUAGCAGCCAAGGGUAACAGGGGCUAGUCCAGGAGAUAAAUAGCAGCCAAGGGUAACGGGGGCUAGUCCAGGAGAUAAAUAGCAGCCAAGGGUAACGGGGGCUAGUCCAGGAGAUAAAUAGCAGCCAAGGGUAACGGGGGCUAGUCCAGGAGAUAAAUAGCAGCCAAGGGGGCUAGUCCAGGAGAUAAACAGCGGCCAAGGGCAACGGGGUAUAGUCCAGGACAUACACAGUGGUCAGGGUGAAACGAGGACUAGUCCAGGAGAUCAACAACAACUGGGAUAGCACUGGGGCUAGUAAAGGAGACAUACAGCAACCAAGAGCAGAUAAACAGAGGCGAAGGGCAACGGUCAAAACUGUACAAUAAACUGAGGGUGUAAAUUAAGUGCCAAUUGGUCACUCACACUUUGGAGCCAAAUAAAGAGCCUUCAGAAAAUAGUUGGUAUCAUUCUUCUCAGUUCUUGAACUUUAUUGAUGUCAGUCUUGUAUUGGGGCUCACACUGAGCGCUUUUAACUCAAUUUUUUUUCUGUGCUUUAAAAUCAGGCUUUAAUGACCUGGGCUGGGGACAUUCAACCUGUUCCACUGCAUGAGUGUUUGAGUGAGUAAAUCACUUAACAGGAUAAAUGUUUCUACAAUCCUUUAUUUCACAUCAACGAUAAAAUAUCUCGCGGCUUGAGAGAUCCAUCCACUGAAGCUCCGACCGUGCCCCUUAGUUCACUCAUACUGUGGGACAGGUUGAUCAUUAAAGCCUGAUUUUAAAGCACAGAAAAGAAAUUGAGUUAAAAGCGCUCAGUGUGAGAGGCAGCCAUAUAUGCCCCAAUACAAGACUGACAUCAAUAAAGUUCAAGAACUGAGAAGAAUGAUACCAACUAUUUUCUGAAGGCUCUUUAUUUGGCUCCAAAGUGUGAGUGGCCAAUUGGUACUUAAUAUACACCGUCACUUUAUUGUACAGUUUUGCACUAUGUUGUGCUGUUCUUAUUUUCCCUAACUGGAUUAACCCCAUAUAUUGCACUUGUAUUUGAUUGAAGAUUUGAGGAGAUCUUCGGGUGACUCCAUUGCUAAAGGGAAGUUUGAGUCUCCCAAUAAAUAUACUUUUGCACUUUAUUUAAGGAGAGUGUUAUCUGAUUCGUGCACUUUCUUCACCUAAAAACACCUUAUUUUGUGAUAUUUUGUUAUACAAAGGCAACAGGGUUAGUCCAGGAGAUAUACAGCAGCCAAGGGCAACAGGACAAGUCCAGGAGAUAUACAGCAGCCAAGGGCAACAGGACAAGUCCAGGAGAUAUACAGCAGCAAAGGGCAGACAAACAGAGGCCAAGGGACACGGUGCUAGUCCACAAAAUAAGCAGUGACCAAGGGCAACAGGGCUAGUCCAGGAGAUAGACAAUAACAUUGGGCACCGGGGCUAGUCCAAGAGAUAUACAGCAGCCAAGGGCAGAUAAACAGAGGCCACACCUUAUUUUGUGCUCUUUUGUUAUACAAGGGCUACGGGGUUAGUCCAGGAGAAAUACAGCAGCCAAGGGCAACAGGACAAGUCCAGGAGAUAUACAGCAGCCUAGGGCAGACAAACAGAGGCCAAGGGACACGGUGCUAGUCCACAAAAUAAGUAGUGACCAAUGGCAACAGGGCAAGUCCAGGAGAUAGACAAUAACAUUGGGCAGCAGGGCUAGUCCAAGAGAUAUACAGCAGCCAAGGACAGAUAAACAGAGGCCAAGGGCUCUGUCCACAUGUGUUAGUCUACUAGAAAAGCAGUGACCAAGGGCACCAGGGCUAGUCCAGGAGAUUAAUGAGUCUGGUCCAAGAGACCAACGGGGCUAGUCCAAAAAGAUAAACAGUGACCAAGGGCAAUGGGGGCUAGUCCUGGAGAUAAACAGUGGCCAAUGGGCACGAAGACUAGUCCAGGAAAUACAGUGGUCAGGGGACACCGAGGGCUGGUCCAGAAGAUAAAUAGCAGCCAAGAGCAUUUGGGGCUAGUCCUGAAUAUAAACAGUGGCCAAUUUAAACAGGGCUAGUCCAGGAGAUAAACAGUGACCAAGAGCACGGGGGGCUAGUCCAGGAGGUAAAUGGGAGGUAAAUCCCCCCCUUCUCACCCCCCAGUAGGUAAAUCCCCCCUUCUCCCCCCCAGGAGGUAAACAAUGGCCAUGGGCGACUAAGGCUAGUAUUGGAGAUAAAAUAUGACUGGACCACGGCUGGUCCUGACUCCAUCAGUGCUUUUUCUUGCAGGUGAUUAUUAGCCGCCAAAGCAGCUCCAGCGAGAUCAAGGAGAUUCUCUGCGCGUGUGCUGGAUUACCAUGGUAAUUAAACAACAAUACACAUCAAAUGAUUACUGGUGCAAUAAUUCCUAAUUAAUUUUAAGCAAAAUGUUUAUAUUUUAUACUCUGUGUAUUAAUCUGAAUUACACAUUUACUUAUAGAGAUCCAAAAAGAAACAUCUCAUUCUACUGUAAUCAAUAAUUUACCAUUUACUAAAAACAAAAAGAUUUAUAUUAUUAGGGCUCAGUCCACAAAAAUAAUAGCUCAUUGUAUUAUAGCUCAGUGCAUCAUUACAGCUCAUUGUAUUAUUACAGCUCAUUGUAUUAUUAUAGAUUACUGUAUUAUUACAUCUUAUUGUAUCGUUACAGCUCAUUGUAUUAUUACAGCUCAUUGUAUUAUAGAUUACUGUAUUAUUACAGCUCAUUGUAUCGUUACUGCUCAUUGUAUUGUUACAGCUCAGCGUAUCGUUACAGCUUAUUGUAUUAUUACAGCUGAUUAUAUCAGUAGAGCUCAAUGUAUUAUUACAGGAUAUUGUAUUAUAGCUUAUUGUAUUACAGCUCAGUGUAUUAUUACAGAAUAUUGUAUUAUUACAGCUCAGUGUAUUAUUACAGAAUAUUGUAUUAUUACAGGUCAGUGUAUUAUUACAGAAUAUUGUAUUAUUACAGCUCAGUGUAUUAUUAUAGGAUAUUGUAUAAUUAAAUGUCACUGUAUCAUUACAGCUUAUUGUAUUACUAUAGCUCAUUGUAAUGAAUAUGGUGCAAGACGUCUAUGUAGCAGUGUAUACUAGGUUCAUAAUUUCCUUAUGUUUUUUUUUGGGGGGGGGGGAGAGGUAGGGUUGUAAAUAUACAGCUGUUACUCCAUUAAGUUAAACAGCUCAUAAAUAACUAGCUGGUUCUCGGAAUUUUAAUAUACAAGCGACCAAUGCUGGAGAAUUUAAACCUUUACUGAUACAAACUAAACAGAAUUUUCUAUUGUUAGGCAAACGACUAUAAUGCUCGUUGAUCAACACGGUACUUAUAUGGCUAUCGACACGAGCAUUCCCACCAACUGCAAGAGGUAACAGCAGUUACUGGACAAGGGAGCGAUAGAAUGACCAGGACCGACUGACAGACAGACAUACUGACAGACAGACUGACUGACAGGCAGACUGACUGACAGGCAGACAGGCCGACAGACAGACACAUACAUAGCCAGACAGAUGAAAGACAGACAGACCGACAGAAUAUGAAGUAAUUAAUUUUGUGUUAAAUUGGCUAAUUUCAGAUCACCGUAUCAAGUCCACUCUCAGCCUGUUUCCCGUCAUUCAGGUGAUGAAUCCUGUAUUUAACAAAGAAGAUAUUAUUUGACCAUUUGUAGAUAUACUAUGUGUAUGAUAUUUUGCAUCUAUGAUAGACACACACAAACAUGUCUGUUAUCUGUCUCUCUGUCUGUCUAUCUACAUGUCUCUGUCUAUAUGUCUCUGUCUGUCUGACCGCUCGUUUUAGUAUGUUGGUAAACCUUCUCUGUGCUAUACAUUUUUCUGAUUAAUAUAUUUCAGGAAAGCCUACCUGUCAGUGGAGGAUGUUGCUGGGAGUCAGGCAGCCAUCUUCUGCAGCAGCAUGGGCUGCUACAUUACGGCGGGGGCGGGGCUUAUCGGCGGGAGGCGGGGCCUGUGCUGGGGAGCCAAUCAGUGCUCCCUCUGGCCACAGACAGCCUCCAGCAGCUCAGCACUGCAUUCCCUCCCCGGCUGUCACAGGCUGUUACAGUCCGAGGGAAGCCCAUGGCCAGCAAGUUGCCGGCAUUUGGGGGGGCCCAAGGGGGGGCACAGCAUGAUGUAGGGGGGCCAUGGCCCCCUCUGGCCCCCCCUAGCGACGCCACUGAGAAUGUUACAUCCAUCAAAUUCUUCCCAAUCAAUAUUUGUGUUGCAGAACGUGGACCUGUGACUCGAGGACAGCAAAGUGAUUGGUUCUGUGUUUUUGUUGAUCUGUGUCUCUGCGUACUAUGAUAAAGGUGUAAACUCAUUAAUGAAUUUCUUCCCCCCCCAGAGCCUUUCAGUUCAGUGAAUUAAAGAGAGAAGUGAUGGACCGUCUGACAAUCCUGGAGUCCAGGAUAGAAAGUAAGAUUAAUUGUUUAUAUGAACGCAUUCAGAUUUAUAGAAAGCAGCUGUUUUAUUGGAUGUCAUUAGAGGUGAAAAACAAGUUUUACAAUGUACAUCUCUUCUAUUUUCGACUACAUUUUGCAAUUCACCACCAAUCACUGUUUAGUAAAUACACCUCAUAUUUUGCAGGACGGGAAACUCUCUAAACCAGUGGUUCCCAAACUUUUUAGGUUCAAGGCACCCUUAAUAUUUCAGUAUUUCUCCAAAGCAUCCCAAGUCAAAAAAAAUUCUAGGUUGUACAGCGCUGCACAGGGCCAGACUGGGGAAAAAAAUUGGCGUGGGAAUUUUUCAUUCACAGUGGCCCCAUAAGAAGGGGGCCAGAGAGGGUGUGUUUUGUCAUCACUAAUGACAAGCACACCCCCUCUCAAAUUGAGCAUGGUGGUUCAAUGCGCAGAGCCCCGCUGAAGAGCUCUAGCAUUAGAAAAAGGCCCUGCAAAUUUAAUAACAUGCUUGCGCUGUGUUUGCUUUUAAAUUGUCUCUGGUGUCUCCAUUAGUGGGAUACCAGAGGACAAAAGGGCCAGGAAAGUGUAUGGUUCGUGUGUUUGGAGUCUGCCUGUGGGAUUGCGUGUGUGUAGAGUGAGCUGAUUGUGGUGUGGUGUCGUGUAAAUAGGUCGAUUUCAUUCGUGUUUGUGGUGUAAUAUGUGUGGCUAGGGACUGUAGAGAGUGUGUGUAUAGGGGAUGUAGCGAGUGAGUGCAUAGGGGCUGUAGUGUGUGUGUGUAUGUGUAUAGGUGACGUAGUGUGUGUUUAAAGAAUGUUGUAUGUGUUUGCUUACAAGGAAUGUAGUGUGUGCAUAGGGGAUCCAGAGUUUGUAUGUCUGGAAUGUAGUGUGUGUAGGGGAUCUAGUGUGUAAAGGACCCACUGACCCAGAGUGUGUAUAGGAGAUUGUGUCUGUGUAGAGGAUUCAGAGUGUAUAUAGGGUAAGGGAUCUAAUGUGUAUCUGGAGCAUAAUGUGUGUAGUGGUGCUGUAGUGUGUGUGUGUGUGUGUGUGUGUCUGUGUGUAUAUACACAUUACUGGGAGUAUUAUUGCUGUGGAGCUCUGUUAUACACUCAGACACAUUACUGGGAGUAUUAUUGCUGUGCAACUCUGUUAUCCACUCAGACACAUUACUGGGAGUAUUAUUACUGUGGAGCUCUGUUAUACACUCAGACACAUUACUGGGAGUAUUAUUGAUGUGGAGCUCUGUUAUAUACACAGCCACACCAACAUUAUAGAGCUCCUAUGGAGAAAAAAGAGGGACAGAGUGAUUUGGAGUAAUACAGAAACUGCCCCUCCAGUUCCUUCAUUGGAUUCGGACACUCCCACAAGGAGCUGAAAAUGUGAAACACAACAGAUGUGAUGUAGUAUUCAUCACGAGGUGUAGUUAUAUUAAUUAUUCUGCGAUCGUGCAGUACAUAAUGUUUAACGUUUUAUCGGGGUAACUGUUUUAGUGAUGUUUAUUCCUCAUAAAAUUAAAAAGAUUAAAAUAGAUUUGUACUGACUUUUUUGUCAAAUCUCCCUCUUAUCUUGUAGCUGAUGGUUUGAAAUUCCUGGAUAUUGACAAAUGCAGAAAUGAUGUAAAAAAACUUCGAGAAGAAAUGGAAAAGAAGAAUAAAGGGUCAGAAUCAAUCAAAUUAGCAUAAAGCAAUAAUUCUGAGCAAUAAUCACCAAGCGCUGUGUGGCAUUGCUUGGGACACAUUAUACCCCCUUUGCUGGGUGGUGGGACACGUUAUACCCCCUGUGCUGGGUAGUGGGACACAUUGCACCCCCUCUGCUGGGUGGUGAGACACGUUAUACCCCCUCUGCUUGGUGGUGGGACACUUUAUACCCCCUGUGCUGGGUGGUGGGACACGUUAUACCCCUCUUUGGGUGGUGAGACACGUUACACCCCCUCUGCUUGGUGGUGGGACGCGUUACACCACCUCUGCUGGGUGGUGGGAUGCGUUAUACCCCCUCUACUGGGUGGUGGGACGCGUUAUACCCCCUCUGCUGGGUGGUGAGACAUGUUAUACCCCCUCUGCUGGGUGGUGACAUGUUAUACCCCAUCUGCUGGAUGGUGGGACACGUUAUACCCCCUCUGCUGGGUGGUGGGGUGUGUUAUAACCCCUCUGCUGGAUGGUGGGACACGUUAUACCCCCACUGCUGGGUGGUGACACGUUAUACCCCUCUGCUGGGUGGUGGGACACGGUAUACCCCCUCUGCUGGGUGGUGGGACACGGUAUACCCCCUCUGCUGGGUGGUGGGACGUGUUAUACCCCCUCUUCUGGGUGGUGGGACGCGUUAUACCCCCUCUACUGGGUGGUGAGACAUGUUAUACCCCCUCUGCUGGGUGGUGACAUGUUAUACCCCAUCUGCUGGGUGGUGGGAUGCGUUAUACCCCCUCUACUGGGUGGUGGGACGCGUUAUACCCCCUCUGCUGGGUGGUGAGACAUGUUAUACCCCCUCUGCUGGGUGGUGACAUGUUAUACCCCAUCUGCUGGAUGGUGGGACACGUUAUACCCCCACUGCUGGGUGGUGACACUUUAUACCCCUCUGCUGGGUGGUGGGACACGUUAUACCCCCUCUGCUGGGUGGUGGGACACGUUUAUCCCCUCUGCUGGGUGGUGGGACACAUUAUAUCCCCUCUGCUGGGUGGUGGGACACGGUAUACCCCCUCUGCUGGGUGGUGGGACACGGUAUACCCCCUCUGCUGGGUGGUGGGACACAUUAUAUCCCCUCUGCUGGGCGAUGGGACACGUUAUACCCCUCUGCUGGGUGGUGGGACAUGGUAUACCCCCUCUGCUGGGUGGUGGGACACGGUAUACCCCCUCUGCUGGGUGGUGGGACACGUUUAUCCCCUCUGCUGGGUGGUGGGACACAUUAUAUCCCCUCUGCUGGGCAAUGGGACACGUUAUACCCCUCUGCUGGGUGGUGGGACACGGUAUACCCCCUCUGCUGGGUGGUGGGACACAUUUAUCCCCUCUGCUGGGUGGUGGGACACAUUAUAUCCCCUCUGCUGGGCGAUGGGACACGUUAUACCCCCUCUGCUGGGUGGUGGGAUGUGUUAUAACCCCAUCUGCUGGAUGGUGGAACACGGUAUACCCCCUCUGCUGGGUGGUGGGACACGUUAUACCCCCUCUGCUGGGUGGUGGGACACGGUAUACCCCCUCUGCUGGGCGAUGGGACACGUUAUACCCCCUCUGCUGGGCGAUGGGACACGUUAUACCCCCUCUGCUGGGUGGUGGGACACGUUAUAUCCCCUCUGCUGAGUGGUGGGACACGGUAUACCCCCUCUGCUGAGUGGUGGGACACGUUACUCCCUCUGCUGGUGUAUACACAUUUACACUGAAUAAACUACACGUUACCUUUAUAAAUGAGUGUAAACUAAAAAUAAUAUAGACUGCAUAGCUGUAUCUUAUUUACUAAAUUAACUCUCAAGUGAUGGUGGAUCUUUUUUAUUUUUACUAAUAAUUAGUAAAUAAAGCAACAUUCGUAUAAAUCGCUGCUUGUCUACAGGUUGAACUGUGCAUGUAAUUAUUACUACUUGGAGGAUAUAAUCAAACUGACCCCGGAGAGACAGAUUCCAACGUUUCCCAAGGUAAAUCUGCACGUAUAUAGCUAUCUGUUCUAAGCACUGACAUGGCCUCAAUUUAACGUAUAUCGAAAAUCCUCCGCCUAAAAUAUGGAUUGCGCUUGGCAGAUCUUGCUAAUGAAUUGUGACUGGACUUAAUACUAGCUGGAAUUGUAGCCAAUAAAUCCGAUAAACGUAAACGUACAUUGGAAGCAUUGUUAUCAGUCUUGUUUAAUUACUAUCCCUGUUAGUCAAUAAAAACUCACAGGCUCUAAUUAACUAUAGAAGAUAUAUCAAUAUAAAAUACCAUAAUAAAUGUCCACCCACUCUUCAAUUAAAAAAAAACAACCUACCUACCAAUUCACCCUCAUAAUAAACGAAAUACCUGUUAUAAAAAAAUGUAUAUCUAGAUAUAUCUCUCCUCCCCAAUCUCUCCCCGCUGUCCUACAACGUUUCUCCGGUUGCCUUUCUCCAACCUCUGACUAGAAUUCCUUUCUGAAACUCAAUCUCUCUAAAACAGAGCUUCUUAUUUUUCCUCCUCAUAAUUCUGACCCUCCUCUUUCACCUUCCCUGCAAGUUGACAAUACCUGCAUCAGUCUGUCCAAGCUCGCUGUCUUAAUGUUAUCUUUGAUCCUGGCCUCACAUUUGCACCUCAUAACCAGCCUGUUACUACAACUUAUAGAUUCUAACUUGAAAACAUUGCCCUCAUCCACUGAUUUCUUAUGCAAGAUGCUGCCAAUGAGUUUGUUCAUGCUCUGGUAAUUCUCUCCUAAUUGGUCUCCCCAAAAGCCGAACUGCCCCGCUACAAUUUGUAAUGAAUGCCGCCGCGAGGCUGAUCUUUCUCUCCUGUUGCUCCUCUCUUACCUCGCCCCUCUGUCAGUCCUUACAUUGACUUCCUGUAUCCUAUAUGAGUCAAUUACCUAUAAAGCUCUAAACAACUCUAACCCCUUUACAUUCCUUCACUGGUUUGUAAUAUUUAUUUAUUGUUAUAUCUCCCCCUCUUAUUAUAUUAUAAAGCGUUGCGGAAAAGGUUGGUGCUAUGUAAAUACCAAUAAUAAUAAUUACUUUUCUUCAGCGCCAAAUAGAUAUCCAUAUUGUCCCGUCGCAACUUUUAAAAUAAAAGAGAAAUCAAGUGAGAUUUGGCUGAGAGAGAAAAAGAGAGAGAGAGAGAGUGAGACAGGUGAGACUUGGCUGAGAGAGAGAGCGAGUAAGACAGGUGAGACUUGGCUGAGAGAGUGAGACAGGUGAGACUUGGCUGAGAGAGAGAAAGAGAGAGUGAGACAGGUGAGACUUGGCUGAGAGAGAGAGCGAGUAAGACAGGUGAGACUUGGCUGAGAGAGAGAGAGAAAGAGAGAGUGAGACAGGUGAGACUUGGCUGAGAGAGAGAAGAGAGAGUGAGACAGGUGAGACUUGGCUGAGAGAGAGAAAGAGAGAGUGAGACAGGUGAGACUUGGCUGAGAGAGAGCGCGAGUAAGACAGGUGAGACUUGGCUGAGAGAGAGAAAGAGAGAGUGAGACAGGUGAGACUUGGCUGAGAGAGAGAAAGAGAGAGUGAGACAGGUGAAACUUGGCUGAGGCAAAGAGAGAGAGUGAGAUGUGGCUGAGAGAGAGGACUAAGAUUAGAUUGAGAGAGAGAGAGAUUGACUUGGCUGAGAGUGAGAAAGAGAGAGAGACAGGUGAGACUUGGCUAAGAGAAAGGGGUGAGAUUUGGCUGAGACGGCGAGAGACUAAGACUAGUCUGAGAGAGAGAGAUCGACUUGGCUGAGAGUGAGAAAGACAGAGAGACAGGUGAGACUUGGCUGAGAGAGAGAAAGAGAGUGAGAUGUGGCUGAGAGAGAGGACUGAGACUAGAUUGAGAGAGAGAGAUUGAGAGAGUGAGAAAGAGAGAGAGAGAGACAGGUGAGACUUGGCUGAGACAGCGAGAGACUAAGACUAGUCUGAGAGAGAGAGAGAUCGACUUGGCUGAGAGUGAGGUGAGACUUUGUUGGAUAUUGACCUAAAAGACCUUUAUUUAUUUUCAGGGAUCAGGGAUAUAUUUAAAAAACAAAAAACAAACAAAAAAAAUACAUUGCUUAGUUUGCUUAUGGAGCACCUUUAUUGGAUGAUUUUUACCAAGCAGUCGAUGUAUUGAAUCCAGACGAAAUUCAAUAUAAAUAUCUGCCGAACUCAGUCAGUAUUUUUGCACUGGGUUUUUUCGAUCUCUUUAAAUCAACGUCAAUGUUCUAAUCUGGGUCCCCAAUUCCCGUGCCCAGGUGCCUUUUCUGUUAAAUGUCAGAUAUAUUGUUUCUUUUCGCAGUACACGUUAUCCUCUCAGACGGUGGACGCAUUGAAGAAACCCACAUUUGAUGUCUGGCACUGGGAGCACAACGAGGUGGGUGCUAAUAUCCUGAAACCGUUCACAUGGAGAACAAAAGGCCCUGAUUUAAUUCAUUCACUGUGUGGCGCACAAUCUGGAUAUUCUAUCCUGGUGGGAAUUAAUCAGAAAAUAUAUUCACUGCCACAAGGAGGUUAUUUUAUUUCAUUUGUUUUUACCCAAAACGUUCUGCAAAUAAGUAGCUGUUUCUGUUUCCAUGUUACAGAUGCUGAGCUGCCUAGAAUUCAUGUACCACGACCUUGGUUUGGUUCGAGAGUUCAACAUGAAUCCCAUUACUCUGAAACGCUGGUUGGUGAGUGUUAAUUUAUAACAGCCUCAAACCAACAGGACAUCUAGUCUAUCUAUCAGUAACGCUAUCUAACCAUUUCUUACAUUCAUUAACAAUAAGACUUACACUUUAGCAUUAACUUCUAGCUGCUAGUCAUGUAAAGCUACCCUUUACCUAGUAAUUAGUCAUCUGAUGCUAACAUUUACCUAGUAACUAGUCAUCCGAUGCUAACCUUUACCUAGUGAACUAGUCACCCAAUGCUAACCUUUACCUAGUAACUAGUCAUCUGAUACUAACCAUUACCUAGUAACUAGUCAUCCGAUGCUAACCUUUACCUAGUAACUAGUCAUCUGAUACUAACCAUUACCUAGUAACUAGUCAUUCGAUGCUAACCUUUACCUAGUAACUAGUCAUCUGAUACUAACCAUUGCCUAGUAACUAGUCAUAUGAUGCUAACAUUUACCUAGUAACUAGUCAUUUGAUACUAACCGUUACAUAGUAACUAGUCAUCCGAUGCUAACAUUUACCUAGUAACUAGUCAUCCGAUGCUAACCUUUACCUAGUAACUAGUCAUCCGAUGCUAACCUUUACCUAGUGAACUAGUCAUCCGAUACUAACCAUUACCUAGUAACUAGUCAUCCGAUGCUAACUGUUACCUAGUAGUCAUCCAAUGCUAACCUUUACUUAGUGAACUAGUCAUCCAAUGCUAAUCUUUACUAGUAAAUCUGUUUGAAAUCAACACUUUACUAGAAACCUUUUAUUAGUAAAUCUAUCUACUAGUCAUUGUAAAGCAAAUCUUUACCAAGUUACCAGUGCUGGUUGAUGAAACUCAAAAAUGUUGGGGUGCUUUGUGGAUUUUUGCUGAUUUCAAACCUGAACCCCACCCCUGACUCAAUGAGACUUCACAUCAUGUUUAACACGAUAAACCUAUAGAUACACGUAUGUGAAAAACAACCAUUGAAGAUGUCUGACUCGAUAUAACAGUUAGAUUGUUAGAUUGUAAACUCGCUCAUAGACUGUAAACUAGUUCAAAGAUUGUAAACUCAUUCAUAGAUUGUAAACUCAUUUAUAGACAGUAAACUUGUUCAUAGACUAUAAACUCGCUCAUAGACUGUAAACUCAUUCAUAGACUGUAAACUCGUUCAUAGACUGUAAACUCGUUCAUAAACUGUAAACCCAUUCAUAGACUGUAAACUUGUUCAUAGAUUGUAAACUUGUUCAUAGACUGUAAACUCGUUCAUAGACUGUAAACUUGUUCAUAGAUUGUAAACCCAUUCAUAGAUUGUAAACUCGCUCAUAGACUGUAAACUAGUUCAAAGAUUGUAAACUCAUUCAUAGAUUGUAAACUCAUUUAUAGACUGUAAACUAGUUCAAAGAUUGUAAACUCAUUCAUAGAUUGUAAACUCAUUCAUAGACUGUAAGCUCAUUUAUAGACUGUAAGCUCAUUUAUAGACAGUAAACUCGCUCAUAGACUGUAAACUCAUUCAUAGACUGUAAACUUGUUCAUAGAUUGUAAACCCAUUCAUAGAUUGUAAACUCAUUCAUAGAUUGUAAACUCAUUCAUAGACUGUAAACUCGUUCAUAGAUUGUAAACGCGUUCAUAGAUUGUAAACGCGUUCAUAGAUUGUAAACUCAUUCAUAGACUGCAAACUCGUUUAUAGACUGCAAACUUGUUCAUAGACUGUAAACUAGGUUAUAGAUUGUAAACUCGUUCAUAGACUGUAAGCUCAUUUAUAGACUGUAAGCUCAUUUAUAGACAGUAAACUCGCUCAUAGACUGUAAACUCAUUCAUAGACUGUAAACUUGUUCAUAGAUUGUAAACCCAUUCAUAGAUUGUAAACUCGUUCAUAGACUGUAAACUCGUUCAUAGAUUGUAAACUUGUUCAUAGAUUGUAAACUCGUUCAUAGACUCUAAACUUGUUCAUAGAUUGUAAACUCGUUCAUAGAUUGUAAACUUGUUCAUAGAUUGUAAACUCGUUCAUAGACUGUAAACUCGUUCAUAGAUUGUAAACUUGUUCAUAGAUUGUAAACCCAUUCAUAGACUGUAAACUCGUUCAUAGAUUGUAAACUCAUUCAUAGAUUGUAAACUCGUUUAUAGACUGUAAACUCGUUCAUAGAUUGUAAACGCGUUCAUAGAUUGUAAACUCAUUCAUAGAUUGUAAACUCGUUUAUAGACUGUAAACUUGUUCAUAGACUGUAAACUAGGUUAUAGAUUGUAAACUCGUUUAUAGACUGUAAACUUCGUUCAUAGACUGUAAACGCGUCGCAAACUCAUUCAUAGGUGUAAACUUCGUUUAUAGACUGUAAACUUGUUCAGACUAGAAACUAGGUUAUAGAUUGUAAACUCGUUUAUAGACUGUAAGACUCGUUCAUAGACUGUAAACUCGUUCAUAGAUUGUAAACUUGUUCAUAGAUUGUAAACCCAUAUAGACUGUAAACUCGUUCAUAGAUUGUAAACUCAUUCAUAGAUUGUAAACUCGUUUAUAGACUGUAAACUCGUUUAUAGACUGUAAACUCGUUCAUAGAUUGUAAACGCGUUCAUAGAUUGUAAACUCGUUUAUAGACUGUAAACUUGUUCAUAGACUGUAAACUAGGUUAUAGAUUGUAAACUCGUUUAUAGACUGUAAACUCGUUCAUAGACUGUAAACUCGUUCAUAGAUUGUAAACUCGUUCAUAGACUGUAAACUCGUUCAUAGAUUGUAAACGCGUUCAUAGAUUGUAAACUCAUUCAUAGAUUGUAAACUCGUUUAUAGACUGUAAACUUGUUCAUAGACUGUAAACUAGGUUAUAGAUUGUAAACUCGUUUAUAGACUGUAAACUCGUUCAUAGACUGUAAACUCGUUCAUAGAUUGUAAACUCGUUCAUAGAUUGUAAACUUGUUCAUAGAUUGUAAACUCGUUCAUAGACUGUAAACUCGUUCAUAGAUUGUAAACUCAUUCAUAGAUUGUAAACUCAUUCAUAGAUUGUAAACUCGUUCAUAGACUGUAAACUCGUUCAUAGACUGUAAACUCGUUUAUAGACUGUAAAUUAGGUUAUAGAUUGUAAACUAAUUCAUAGAUUGUAAACUCGUUCAUAGACUGUAAACUCGUUCAUAGACUGUAAACUUGUUCAUAGAUUGUAAACCCAUUCAUAGAUUGUAAACCCAUUCAUAGAUUGUAAACUCGUUCAUAGACUGUAAACUCGCUCAUAGACUGUAAACUAGUUCAAAGAUUGUAAACUCAUUCAUAGAUUGUAAACUCAUUUAUAGACUGUAAACUAGUUCAAAGAUUGUAAACUCAUUCAUAGAUUGUAAACUCAUUCAUAGACUGUAAGCUCAUUUAUAGACAGUAAACUCGCUCAUAGACUGUAAACUCAUUCAUAGACUGUAAACUUGUUCAUAGAUUGUAAACCCAUUCAUAGAUUGUAAACUCGUUCAUAGACUGUAAACUCGUUCAUAGAUUGUAAACUUGUUCAUAGAUUGUAAACUCGUUCAUAGACUCUAAACUUGUUCAUAGAUUGUAAACUCGUUCAUAGAUUGUAAACUUGUUCAUAGAUUGUAAACUCGUUCAUAGACUGUAAACUCGUUCAUAGAUUGUAAACUUGUUCAUAGAUUGUAAACCCAUUCAUAGACUGUAAACUCGUUCAUAGAUUGUAAACUCAUUCAUAGAUUGUAAACUCGUUUAUAGACUGUAAACUCGUUUAUAGACUGUAAACUCGUUCAUAGAUUGUAAACGCGUUCAUAGAUUGUAAACUCGUUUAUAGACUGUAAACUUGUUCAUAGACUGUAAACUAGGUUAUAGAUUGUAAACUCGUUUAUAGACUGUAAACUCGUUCAUAGACUGUAAACUCGUUCAUAGAUUGUAAACUCGUUCAUAGAUUGUAAACUUGUUCAUAGACUGUAAACUCGUUCAUAGAUUGUAAACUCAUUCAUAGAUUGUAAACUCGUUCAUAGACUGUAAACUCGUUCAUAGACUGUAAAUUAGGUUAUAGAUUGUAAACUAAUUCAUAGAUUGUAAACUCGUUUAUAGACUGUAAACUCGCUCAUAGAUUGAAAACUAGUUCAAAGAUUGUAAACCCAUUCAUAGAUUGUAAACUCGCUCAUAGAUUGUAAACUCGUUUAUAGACUGUAAACUCUUUCAUAGAUUGUAAACUCGUUCAUAGAUUGUAAAAUUCUUAAUAGAUUGUAAACUAGUUCAUAGAUUGUAAACCCAUUCAUAGAUUGUAAACCCGUUCAUAGAUUGUAAACUCUUUCAUAGAUUGUAAACUUGUUCAUAGACUGUAAACUUGGUUAAAGAUUGUAAACUCAUUCAUAGUUUGUAAACUCGUUUAUAGACUGUAAACUCGCUCAUAGAUUGAAAACUAGUUCAUAGAUUGUAAACUCUUUCAUAGAUUGUAAAAUUCUUAAUAGAUUGUAAACUUGUUCAUAGAUUGUAAACUAUUUUAUAGAUUGUAAACUUGUUCAUAGAUUGUAAACUAUUUUAUAAAUUGUAAACUUGUUCAUAGAUUGUAAACUCUUUCAUAGAUUGUAAAAUUCUUAAUAGAUUGUAAACUUGUUCAUAGAUUGUAAACUCGUUUAUAGACUGUAAAAUUCUUAAUAGAUUGUAAACUUGUUCAUAGAUUGUAAACUCGUUUAUAGAAUGUAAAUAAAUUUAUGGAUUGUUAACACAUUCAUAGAUUGCAAACUCGUUCAUAGAUUAUGAGUUCUGCUUUCUUUACUUCUUGUCUCUGUUGUAAUCUGUUUGUCAGUUACUUGUUGCCAGUUGUCCACAUUCUAUAAUUGUAAAACAUAAUAUGCUUGCGCUAUAUAUAUAUAUAUAUAUAUAUAUAUAUAUAUAUAUAAUAAUAACUAAAACCAUAAUAUUAACACAACUGACAUAAUAUAGAUAUUUAUACAUUUAAUCAUUUUUCUAUAUACAGUACGUGUUGUAUUUUGUUGUCGUAAAAGCUAAAAAAAUUAUUUUGGAAAUCCACAGGAGACAGACAGCCUCAUAUUAUCUACUACCCACUAAUGCACAUAUUAUACCGUAUAUACUCGUGUAUAAGUCGAUCUCAUGUAUAAGUCGAGUGCAGUUUUGUCACCAACAAUUGUGAAAUAUGCUAUGCCUCGUGGAUAAGUCGAGGGUAAAACUUGGGCUAUGAAAUUCUGUGAUUUUUAUAAUUAUAUACACACACACUCAUACAAACAAACUGCAUUAUAUACACACACACUCAUACAAACACACACUCUGCAUUAUAUACACACACACACACUCAUACAAACACACACUCUGCAUUAUAUACACACACUCUGUGUAUAUAAUGCAGAGUGUGUGUUUGUGUAGUGUGUGUGAACUAGGUGGGGGGGGGCAUUUUUAUUAUUUUUAUUUUUAUUUUUUUUAAUAUUAUUUUUUUAUUAUUUAAGAAAAAUGUUGUCCCCCCUCCCUGCUUGUUAACUGGUCAGGGAGGGGGGCUAUCUUAAUCCCUGGUGGUCCAGUGGCAUGGGCUGUGAAGUGGGGGGGCCGGCAGGAAGCAUUUACUUACCUUUCCUGCAGCUCCUGUCAGCUCCCUUCUCCUCCGUUCAGGUCAGCUCCACUGUAAGUCUCGCGGUCUGGUUGCUUCGCGGAUCGUUGCCAUGGCUCUGACGGCCGCGGCUCUCUAAGUUGCCAUAAUACAGACAGUGACUCGAGUAUAAGUCGAGUGGGGAUUUUUAAGCUAAAAAAAUGUGCUGAAAAACUAGACUUAUACUCGAGUAUAUACUGUAUGUGGUAUUGAUGUUGUUGGUAAUUAGCUUUGUUUUGACAGUUGUGUAUCCGGGAGAAUUAUCGAACAAAUCCUUUCCAUAAUUUCCGGCACUGCUUUUGCGUGACACAGAUGAUGUAUGGUAUUAUCCACCUCUGCAGCCUACAGGUAAAGAAACACAAAAGUCUUAUGUUAAAGGCAAAUCGUACAUCUGAUCCACCGGAUGGGGCAGACUUAACUGGUGAUACCUGUAACUGGCUAAUUAGUGGCUUGAAUCCUAAACAUAGGCUAUAUAUUUGGGAUAAUAUGAGCUAUUUGGUAAAAUUCUCCAAGUUUAGGAUAAUAUGCUCUGUUUGGUAAAAUGCUCAAUGUUCAGCAUAAUAAGCUUUGUUUGAUACAAUUCUCAAUUUGUGGGAUAAUAAGCUCUAUUUGAUAAAAUUCUCUAUGUUUAGGAUAAUAUGCUAUGUGUGGGAUUAUACGUUCUGUUAGGUAAAAUGCUUCCUGUUUGGGAUAAUAUGCUAUGUUAGGGAUAAAACCCUCUGAUACAAUGCUCCCUGUUUGUGAUAGUAGGCUGUUUUUGGUAAAAUGCUCCCUGUUUGGGAUAAUAUGCUCUUUUUGGGAUAAUACCCCCUGAUAAAUUGCUCCGUGUUUGGGAUACUAUGCUCUGCUUGGGAUGAAACCCCCUGUUAAAAUGCUCCCUAUUUGGGAUAAUAUACUCUGUUUGGUAAAAUGCUCCCUGUUUGGGAUAAUAUGCUCGGUUUGAUAAAAUGCUCCCUGUUUGGGAUAAUAUGUUCUGUUUGGUAAAAUGCUCCCUGUUUGGGAUAAUAUGAUCUGUUUGGUAAAAUGCUCCCUGUUUGGGAUAAUAUGCUAUGUUUGAGAUAAAACCCUCUGAUAAAAUGCUCUCUGUUUGGAAUAAUAUGCUCUGUUUGGUAAAAUGCUCUCUGUUUGGGAUAAUAUGCUCUGUUUGGUAAAAUGCUGCCUGUUUGGGAUAAUAUGCUAUAUUUGAGAUAAAACCCACUGAUGAAAUGCUCCCUGUUUGGGAUAAUAUGCUCUGUUUGGGGUAGUACAGUGAACUGCGUUGAUAAAAGAGGUGUCCUUUCUUUAUGGAUGGUUAAGAGAUGCCUUUGGCUACAACAUGUAUUAUUUUAUAUUUUCUAUCAUUAAUAUUUAUUAUUAAAUUGUGAUGAUGUUUCUAUCUAUAUAAUGUAUAUUUGGUAUGUAGGGCAGGAUGAGGUAAUCAGCUGGUUGCUCUCGCUAAAAUAGUUUCACCCACUAUUUGAGUGCAUUAGAUUUUCAGGUCUCUUCACUGUUAGAUCCCUUCAACGUUAGUAAAUAAAACCCUGUGCUAUUAUCUUUAUUGCUCAAUAAAAUAAUCCGAGUAGAACAUGCCAGUUGCAAUCAGAGCUCUCUACCUGGCUGGACAAGAAAUGUAAUUAGUCACGAUUUCCCAGGGGAUUUAUCAGUGAGAUUAUUGGAGUGUAUCUCCGAGUAGCCCUUUAAGUGUUUUUUACAAUGCGUUGUUUUUAAAGAGUUAAUCAGUUUAGUAUCACGGUGGAGUUUAUUCACUAAACCAUUAAGUGUAGAAAUCUGAGAAUGGAAUUGUAAUUAUUCUGCCUGUUUUAGCCUAAAUUUGAAAUGCCUUUGUCCGUCCACCUGAACAUGUAAUUUACUAUAAAAGGCCCUAAUGCAACAAGACUUCAUUCUACGUAGGAACACAUGACCCUGACCGAAUUAGGGAUUCUGAUGACGUCCGCUAUAUGUCACGAUCUGGAUCACCCAGGAUACAGUAACACGUAAGUGAAUAUUACUUAUAAAACAGGUAACUCCAGUAGCAGGAUGUUUUGAACCUAUAAAAUAUAACCAUUGUCUGACAGGAAUAUGGUAAAAGGAGGCAAAUAUGUUAACCACAGUGGGAGGGCUCCCGUUCAUAGAAAAGGUCCCUACACCAGUGCUCCUCAACCCUCUCAUCAAGGCACACUGAACAGUCCAGGAUUUAGGUAUUACCCAGGUGUGUCUAAGGUGUUCAGAAAAAGAAAACACCUUAGACACACCUGGGUAAUCCCUAUAUCUUGGACUGUCAGUUGUGCCUUGAGGAGAGGAUUGAGGAGCACUGCCCUACACAAUGGUGUAAAUAUUACUUAUCGCAAUAAUUAGCUAGUAUUCUUUUCCCAGAAUGGUUGGCAAGAUCGUCGAGGGUGGCCUUAAGCCUUGCCAAUGGAUCUGUCCAGAGAGAAGCCAUAGGGGUCACAUUGAGUCAUCAUUUCGGCAGCAUUGAUUUACUACAAGCUACUUUACGGACAUUGCCGAGAUAUAUCUAAGUGAUGCUCAAAGAAACGUGAGCAAAGUUGUAAAAUGAGAUACAUCUAGGAGUAUUCCCGGUGAUUUCAUUUAUUUCCACAAAUCAUCUCAUUAUUCUAAGCUUGUGUCAGCCUCCGUGUCAGGAAGAUGUUUUCUGAUAUCUUUCUCCCUGAAUGCUUAAACUGUAGAUAUCAAAUCAAUGCCCACACGGAGCUGGCAAUCAGAUACAACGAUAUUUCCCCGCUGGAAAAUCACCACUGUGCUGUGGCAUUUCAGAUCCUCGCUCAGCCAGAAAACAAUAUCUUCUCCAAUAUCAGUCACAAUCUCUUCAAACAGAUCAGACAGGUAUGGGUUCUGUACAAAAUACAGUUAAAGGAACAGCGCACACGCAAAAACAAAAAUACAGUUUUAAAUUUGAUAAAGCUACUUAAAAUCACCUAUCUCUGCAAACAAAUAUAUGGAUUCAGUUCCACCAUAUCGCCAUGUUAUGUUAAGACCACCAUUAUGUCACAGUACCCCAAUAUCAGGGAUUUCUUUAAGCACCUCUUCCAUAAUUAAAGAUUCUUCCACAAUACUGAUUGUUCCGCCCAGAAUCUAAUGGGGCUCCUUGCCAAAGGGGUCUUCCUCUUCACUGUCUAAACCAUUAAAAAGAACUGAUAUUGGAAGCUCUUUAAAAAGAUCUCCCAAAAAAUGGGUCUGUUUGUGAAUUGUGUUAUAUUUACAUCAGGUCUUUGUGUAGAAGUGCAUGUACUGCUCAUAAGUAAUGGAAGAGCUGUGAGUGGUUUUACUGCUUGCACUCACUUUUUUCUUUAAGAUGAACUCUGUGCAAACAAAAUCAGUCUGAUUAUUUGGUCACUGUUUAACUCGAUUCCUGGUCGUGGUGUGUGCCCAUGGCGAGUCCACGCUAUAUGUCCAUUGUAAAAUGUCAUUCUAAGAAAUGAAUUAAACUUCUUUAUAAACAUGUGCAAUUCGUUUCGUUCCGAAUGUGCAUUUAGACGAAUUUCGUGCAAUUCGGACAUUCAGAUGCUUACGAAUGUCCGAAGUUCCGAAGUGCUUCUGAUUUCUGAAAAGUGGCAAAACGAGAGAGGGAAGGAAAAUUAUGUGAAGGAUGACAGGAAUCUUGACCAAUAAACUAAUUCCUGGCACUGGGAGCUCUAUAGAUGUGUAAGUGGUUGUGGUGGCAGUCUGGGCACUGGGAGCCCUAGAGAUGUGUAAGUGGUUGUGGUGGCAGGGGGCUCCCAGUUCCCGGACUGCCUCCACAACCACUUACACAUCUAUAGGGGAAUGCCACCACAACCAUUUACACAUCUGUAGGGCUCCCAGUGCCAGGACUGCCACCACAACCACUUACUAGACAUGUGCCAUUCGUUCCAUGCAAUUCGGAUGCUUACGAAGUUCCUAAUAGCGGAAGUUCAGAAGUUAGAAGUGCCAAACCGAACGACAUUGGCCUGAAUUGCUGAAGCAGACAAAUAUUUUUACUUACCCGAGUUUCCGAACCGACUUUUGCCAAUGCGCAUCCCUACUUCUAAACCUGAAAAGCAAAAUAAAAUCUGUAUUUGAGUAUUGUAAUCCUUUCUAUUUAAUGUUUAUUUAACCAACUUCUUCCCCCCUCUCCCUCCCAGUCAAUUAUCCGCCUUAUUUUGGCCACAGACAUGGCGCGACACGGGGACAUUUUGGCUUCAUUUAAAAAGGUUGCCCCUAAUUUUGAUUUCAGUGAUGAAGAACAUGUGAAAAUUGUGAGUAUGAGUACCGAAUAGCCGAUCACUGUAACAGAAGGUUAUUUCUAACAUAAAAUGUAUAGUUUGCCCAUAACUCAAGAAUAAAUUGCCCUGGACACUUUACAUUAAAUAACAGAACUUCUAAAUCUGCUUCUAUGCCGUGUUGUGUUUUUUUUUUACAAUAAUAACAUGACAUAUUUACCUCCAUUACAGUUUAUUUAGCGAGUUUAGUGCGCAGUUUGUCUCAGUGUGUCUCUAACACUCUCAUUCUGACUGCUCGCUCUGUAUUUCAUAAAGUAGCAGCUAUUAGAUUAGUCGGCAUCAUAUAAAUCAUUUGAAAUCAGUUCAGCGGUUUUGCUUUUUAUAAAAAGCGAGUAAGAUAUUUGUAACAAUGUACAAACCAUCGCCGUUAAAUAAUCUGCAGGAUGCAGGUACCUGCUCUGCAGAACACAGAUUAUGAUUGGAUGCUAACAUCACAUGCUCUCAGCAUCCAUCUUUAUUUUAUCAGUAACUGCUACUGAGAGUUUUCAAUUUGUGAUAUAUUUCCAAGACUACCGCCACCUCCUCAGUAAGGAAUUGCCAGAUCUUCCAGCAUUAAAUAAUGUCUGCCCACAACAGCAGCGAUGAAUGGAACAUCUUCUAUAGUGAUGGGCUUCCUUUGACGCAGUGUGUCUUGUCUUUACUCUUCCAGUUACAGACGGUGCUUAUAAAGUGUUGCGACAUUUCGAACGAGGUCCGUCCCAUGAACAUAUCGGAGCCCUGGGUAGACUGUCUGCUUCAAGAAUAUUUCAUGCAGGUUGGUAAACACAGCAAUAUACAGAUACGGGAGAUUUUUACCGCAUUCUGUAGAAAUUAUGCUUUUCCCAACACUGCUUAUGAUUCCUUUGGUCCUGUUUCAUCCUUUCAGGGGGUUUAUUCACUAAACCAGGACUUUUCAGGAAAUCAUUAACCAAAGAAUUACAAAUUUUGGGUUAAAACAUCCAAACUGGAAAAGUAUGCAUUGCCAGUUCGCCUAAUUUGGAUGAUAAUCUCGAAAUUCUGUCCAGCAAUUGCAAAGCUUAGUGUUUGGUUCAUAGAAAGAUAACUGAAUGGACUUUAUCUAUGGGAACAAAAAGAGACUAAAUUUCAAUAUUUCAAUUUAUUGUCAUUGUGUGACUUUUUAUAAUUGUUCCCAUUGGCUUUGUGUGACUUUUUUUUAUAAUUGUUGUGCAAUAAAAUGAUUAAACAAUAACUCGAUCACUAGUGCCUAUUACUGGCAAUAAUUGUGUUACAGUAGUGUAUACACCAGCUGUGUUAGUCAUUCACUAUUAUUCACACCGAAGCACUUUCCAAUAUAACCCCUUAGUAUUUCUGCGUCCCGAUGCCACGCUUUUAAUAAUUUCUGGCCAGAUUCGUAACAGACAAGAUUCCAGCCGUGGAGUUUCAUUGAAUUCGAUUGAUGUUAGGCCAGUUCAGAUUGACAAUUUACAGAUACAUUUGUGAGAUAUAUAUUAUGUAUUAAUUUUGUAUUCACUUUUGAUUUUGUACAGAGUGAUCGUGAAAAAUCGGAGGGUCUGCCCGUUACCCCAUUCAUGGACAGAGAUACUGUAACCAAAUCCAAGGCACAGAUCGGAUUCAUUAAGUUUGUCUUAAUUCCGAUGUUUGAAACUGUUACUGAGGUAUCACUGCGCUGUCUGCUAAACUAUCAUUAUAUGUAAACGUAGUGCUACCACUGGAGAUAUUCAGGGCAAUCCAGCUUCAUUCACUGCAAACCCAACUGCUGGGAAUUGGAAACCAAAUUGCAGGAAAGAGGCAAAAAGCACUGAUUUUGGAAAAAUAAUCAAUCCCAGCUCCAAUCAGAGUUUGUCUUUUAGCCCAAGUUUUGAUAUUCAGUUUCCAGUUUAAUACAAUUUGCUUUCUAGUGAUUAAACCUCAUUGUGCAAAAAAUUUGUAAACAACAAUCAGUAACUAAAAUCAGUAAGUAACUCACAUUGAUACGUGAAAAGAACAACCUUAAUAAUUUUUAACAAAUACUUUAAUUUGGCUGGAGGAUCCACUGUCACUUUAGAAUACAAUUUAUACAAUUAGAGAAAUGAUAUCUUCAGACUAAUCACUCACAAUAGAAUGAGCAUCAGCUCUGCUCCCAGGGUACGCAGCGAUACUCAGCCAUUGUGGAUGUAAUUCACACCAGAUGAGUGUAAUGAUUGGCAAAAAGGACAGCUAAUGCAAAAAAGGCAAUUAAAUCACUUUCUAUCUUUCAUCUUUCUAUCUUUCUUGUUCUGCAUCCCCUGCGCCCAGCAUCUCAUACGGACAAUGUAGUGGGGAGCAAUGACCCCUAAAAAGGGGUGUUACCUGUAGCAAGGUUAAUGCUCCGUUUUUGAGAGUGAAUAGUUUGAAGAUAUAUUUCACGCUGUAGAGUUCUAGAGAAAACAUAGAGUUAUUUCAAGUUUAAAACUAAAAUAGAUAAAAGUUCAGUUUGACUACUUUGGCCUUAAAUUUCCACCGUGAAUUCUCGCUUUAGUGAGUAACCCUGAAAUGUAACAAUGUCAUUAGAUACAGGAGCUUUGCAUUGUAUCACACUUGGAUACCUCGGUGUUGCUCGAAGGGACUCUGUCUGAAUGCAUUGAUUGCAGCUGUGCUAAAAAUAUAUUUCUUUUCGAGAUGUGAACUCAUUUCUUUCUUUAUCUCCCAGCUCUUCCCACAGAUAGAAGAGGUGAUGGUUCUGCCGUUACGUCAGGCCAGAGAUCAUUAUGAAGAGUUGAUGCAAAUCGAGGAAGCCAUGGCUGAAGUAAGUUGAUUUACAAAUAUUGCUUCUUAUAGCCUUGUAAAGCGCAACAGAAUAUGCUGGCGCUAUAUAAAUACCAGUAAUAAUAAUAGUAAUGGGUACAGUGCACGUAAAAUCCCUGCAUAUACCAGAGCUGACAGCAGAUGGCACCAUUCUCUCAUUUAUUUAUUUUUUUAAUCCAGUUUUCUGGCUAAUAUAUCAUGUCUAACAUAUUCCGUGGUUUUGUGUAAUGGGAUUUCCGUGCUGUUUUGCGGCUUAGCUAAUUUCAGCGAGGGAUGAUGGUGAGGAUAGUCCGGGUCAGAGUGAUGAGAGUAUAUCUCUAACAUUAGUGUGUUGAGCCUGGAAUAAAUUGAUUAGAACACAUCGUGGUAUGGACAGUCAGACUGCCGUAGUAUUGGGCAAUGCCAGCGACUGGACCUUCUUCUUCUAACUGCUGCAGUGUGGGGCGUCCUGCAGGGACAACAUAGGACUCCGAAAACAAUCAAACUGAACAGCAUGCAAGCAUUUUAACCCCGUUAGGUGAUGGUAGGAGCCAAACUGUCUCACAGGCCAUUCCGUCAAUAAACGCCAUCACUUCUACACAAACAGUGGGAUUUUAUAUCUUACAUUUCAGUUCCCUUUACUAUAAAAAUCGAAAUCUGCGUAAAUCACAAUCUGGAUUUUCCAUAGUACAGUGUUAGAGGACGGAGCAACAAUUUAACCCUAGCAGUGCCACACUACAAUUUAACCCUAAUAGUGCUGCACUACAAUUUAACCCUAGCAGUACUGCGCUGUGGUUUAACCCUUACAGUGCCGCACUGAGACUUAACCCUAGCAGUGCCACACUGCAAUUUAACCCUAGCAGUGCCGCGCUGCAAUUUAACCCUAGCAGUACCGCGCUGCAAUUUAACCCUGGCCGCCGUGUAAUUUAUCCCUGGCAUCUCAGUGCAGAGCUACGCCUGAAAUAAUGAAUGGUAACACUAUUCCACACCUUAAUACAGCAAUAUACAUUGUAACAUCCACUUCUGAGAUGAAACCUGUUUUUGAUAUAGGCUUUGGAUCAUUUCGAUAGUUUUCCUCCCAGAAAGAUAUCGGUGCAGCUUUAUUUGUCGGAAUGGUGUCAGGGCCGGUUCAGUGUCAGUAAAUGUCUGAAAUCACCUUUGGAUCUGACAGAGUGCUCGUAUCAUGUAUUAUUAGUAUUAUAAUUAUUAUUGCCAUUUAUAUAGCGCCAACAGAUUCCGUAGCGCUUUACAAUAUUAUUAGAGGGGGGAAUUAACUAUAAAUAGGACAAUUACAAGAAAAAAACUUACAGGAACGAUAGGUUGAAGAGGACCCUGCUUAAACGAGCUUACAGUCUAUAUGAGGUGGGAUAUAAGACACAUUAGGACAGGAAAUCGCAAUCAAAUAAGGGGGGAGUGAGGCAGAGAAAUUGGACUUAUCACAAACGUCUGAAUCGCUUUAAUCCGUAAAUUCGCUGCGAAGUGCAGCCUGAUAUUUGCCAUCACUGGGAACGAUGACAGAUACACAGGGUGGCGUAAAACUUUUUCCAGGGACAGAAUCCCCUUGUUCUGGGGCCAGUUUUUCCCUUUCUCUGUUAACACGACACGUUUCAACAGCGUGAAGUCACCAGACACCUGCGCAUACCGUCAGCAUGAAAUAACCUCAGUCUUUAAUCUCCUGGUGAAACCACCCUGUGUUGGCAAACUUAAACCAUUCUACGGCAUGAGAUCACACAGGACGAAGGGGAGGAGCCGAACAACCUUUCAACGCAGUCGGCAAAAAAUAUCCUUAGAAGGGCGAUGGUGAUGGAGUAAUUGCUGACUUCUAAAAGACUCAGAGGGUUCUCUUUAUAGCAAUAUUGGGGUGUAACUAUCUGAAUAAUGAGCGUUCCCUUUAUAGCAAUAUUAGGGUGUAACUAUCUGAAUAAUGAGCGUUCCCUUUAUAGCAAUAUUAGGGUGUAACUAUCUGAAUAAUGAGCGUUCCCUUUAUAGCAAUAUUGGGGUGUAACUAUCUGAAUAAUGAGCGUUCCCUUUAUAGCAAUAAUGGGGUGUAACUAUCUGAAUAAUGAGCGUUCCCUUUAUAGCAAUAUUGGGGUGUAACUAUCUGAAUAAUGAGCGUUGCCUUUAUAGCAAUAUUGGGGUGUAACUGUCUGAAUAAUGAGGGUUCUCGCUAUAGCAAUAUUGGGGUGUAAGUAUCUUUUGGAGGGAUCAUUGACCAUUCGAUUGGCAUUUAUCAUAAAUCAGGUUUCCCUCUGCAGGUCCAGCAGAGAGCGGCUGAGAUUGUGUCCAGAUCAGGCAAGCUGAGGUCCAGUACAGAAUCGCUAUAGUUGUGUAAGUAUGUGUCUUGGAGUCUGCUGGUUGGAUUGGCAGAGUCGCAGCUCACAAUGUGAUCGCUAGAACCGAGUCUAUGAUUAAUUUAGGCUGAGUUGACCUUUCUCUGGGUUCUGCAUUUACUGGCUUUAAACCUGUUUUCUUAAACACGUAAUGGAUGUUGCAUUUAAAGCCUCCUUUCUUCUGCCAGCUCUGUGCCUUAAAACAGCAGGGGCACGGCCCUUGGACUCAGUAUUUUGGGGAAUACUAGGGAAGUCGGUGGAGUCAUUAAAUAGGGAUUAGAAUGUUCAAUGCUUAAAGAGGUUAGAAUAACAGCUCUUGGCAGAUUCGGCUAACGCUGCAAAUAUCCCAACCUGAUCCUCCGAAAGACUAAAAUAAAACAACAUUUUCAACUUUACAGUUAGUGUAAUGUAACCCAUUAAUGCCAGAGUGGGGGCAAGGCACAGGAAGAGUUCAUAUACAAAAAUAAAAUGUCUGGUGAUAUAAACAUACCAACGCACCUUUAAUAGAAAUAUUUAACAUUAAUGAAUCUGAAUUCUGGGAUUCAUUAAUUUAGCAGUGAAAUUUCCCCAGGGGAGGGGAGAACGUCUAAUUAAUACGUCUCCGGGGUAUGAUAAAACAUUUUGGUGGUAGUGCCCCUUUAUGUUACCAGAUAAUAACAAUUAUCCCCAGGACAUUUGAAAACUAGCAAAGGCUAAACGGAACCUCCCUGGUUAUAAAGUCGAUAUUUUAUGCUUUAUGGUGUUUUUAUUCUGCUUCUUUCAGAUGUUGCAAGUUUCUCGAAGUGAAAUGACAUUAAUUGCUUUAAUGAUGGAUUUCUCUAAUACGUCUCUGCACGUGAAAUCGCUGUUUUAUUCUGAACCUCAUGUCUUUUUCAAUUCCGGUUUGAAUAAAAUGUUGUCUUCUUUGUUACCUGAUACGGCAGAUAAAUUGUGACUAAAUGACAUCUUCUCUAUGAGUAGACCUCAUAAAUUACUAGGUUAAAAAGCAAUCAAACAACACCUUCC